Molecule: messenger RNA, 2866 nt
Organism: Archocentrus centrarchus (flier cichlid)
Lineage: Eukaryota; Metazoa; Chordata; Actinopteri; Cichliformes; Cichlidae
Gene: pfkfb2b
Product: 6-phosphofructo-2-kinase/fructose-2,6-biphosphatase 2b
Exons: 16
Coding region: 211-1905 (564 amino acids)
Biological process (GO): fructose metabolic process; fructose 2,6-bisphosphate metabolic process
Cellular component (GO): cytosol
Molecular function (GO): 6-phosphofructo-2-kinase activity; ATP binding; fructose-2,6-bisphosphate 2-phosphatase activity
Source: RefSeq, a predicted model, not a curated record
AGGACAGGCCGACCAGACUGACUCCUCCAACCGCAUAAAUUCCCGGUCCGGCAGAUCACGAGAUCCCCGUGCCUGCAGUGCAAAACUGCGUCUGCAGAGGCUUUUCUGAAUAGCGGGACUCUUCGUAUUUGCCUGCCGACCAGAUCAGUUUGGACGAUGUCCCUCUGAGAGAGAGAGCUGAUCUGAAUUGAGCUUAAAGAAGAUUUCAACAUGUCAAGCACUGAGAGAGACAGUAGCUCUGCAAACUCCACAGAGGCCAAGAAAACAGACCUCAGAGUCAACGAGAAAAAAUGCUCAUGGGCUUCCUACAUGACAAAUUCUCCCACGAUGAUCGUGAUGAUUGGGUUGCCCGCAAGAGGAAAGACCUACAUGUCCAAGAAACUCACACGUUACCUCAACUGGAUAGGAGUCCCAACCAAAGUGUUUAACUUGGGCGUGUACCGCAGAGAGGCCGUCAGAGCUUAUAAGUCCUAUGAUUUCUUCCGCCACGACAAUGAAGAAGCCAUGAAAAUAAGGAAGCGGUGUGCUCUGGUAGCGCUGCAGGAUGUGAAGGCGUACCUGACAGAGGAGGGAGGUCAGAUUGCAGUUUUCGAUGCAACAAACACGACAAGAGAACGACGAGACCUUAUUCAAGCUUUUGUGAAGGAGAAUUCUUUUAAGGUGUUCUUUGUGGAGUCGGUGUGUGAUGACCCCGAAGUCAUUGCUGCUAAUAUCCUGGAAGUGAAGGUUUCGAGUCCAGACUACCCUGAGAGACACAGAGAGAGAGUUAUGGACGACUUCCUGAAGAGAAUUGAGUGCUACAAGGUCACUUACCAACCUUUAGAUCCUGAUGACUAUGACAAGGACCUUUCUUUUAUAAAGGUUAUGAACGUGGGACAACGUUUUCUGGUGAACCGGGUGCAGGACUACAUCCAGAGCAAGAUCGUCUACUACCUCAUGAACAUCCACGUGGACUCUCACUCCAUCUACCUGUGUCGGCACGGAGAGAGCAAACACAAUGUUGAAGGGCGCAUCGGAGGAGAUUCUGAACUCUCCCCUCGUGGGAAACAGUUCGCCCACGCUCUGCGCAAUUUCAUUGAUGAACACAAGCUGUCAGAUUUGAAGGUGUGGACGAGCCAACUGAGAAGGACGAUCCAGACAGCGGAAGAGCUCGGUGUGCCUUACGAACAGUGGAAAAUCCUCAAUGAGAUCGAUGCCGGUGUCUGCGAGGAAAUGACCUAUGAUAUGAUCCAGGAGACAUUCCCAGAGGAGUUUGCUUUGAGAGACCAGGACAAGUACCAUUAUCGCUACCCAGGAGGAGAGUCCUACCAAGAUCUUGUUCAGCGCUUGGAGCCUGUUAUUAUGGAGUUAGAGAGGCAGGGCAAUGUGCUGGUUAUCUGCCACCAGGCUGUGAUGCGUUGUCUCCUGGCCUACUUCCUAGACAAGGGUGCAGAGGAUCUUCCAUACAUGAAAUGUCCGCUGCACACAGUGCUCAAGCUCACCCCCGUUGCAUACGGUAGAUCUUUACCUGAUCGUUACACUGUAACAACAAAAGACAACAUGAGGCGAAAAUGUAAAUGUCUUGUCUUUUAUCUUGUAGGCUGUAAAGUGGAAAUGUUUUAUCUGAAUGUGGAGGCAGUAAACACGCAUCGAGACCGGCCUCUUGGUAAAAUCCCGAAGGACUCUGCUCUCAUACAUCGUCGGAAUAGUUACACUCCUUUGUCCAGUCACGACCAGGUCAAGCGGCCCAGGCUCUACAGCGCAGGCAACCAGCCCUGGCUACCGCUUGCCCCCACCCCAUCCGCUCUGAUGCCGGAGGAACGGCAAAGCCAAACUUGGAGAGGAGGCAGUUGUCUGAGUCCCUGUGCGAAGGAAGCGACUUUGACAGCUCAGAAGAAACUAGUGGCUGUGUCCGCUUCUGAGUGAAGAUCAGAUCGUUUUUCCUCUUGCCACAGUGAACAACUUCUGAAUUCAGUCAUGAGAGUUUCUUUUGAAAAGCGGGUCAACUCUGCACGGGGUAACAUUGUUCUCGUUAUCUCGAGCCCUCUGUCUGUUCUCUGCAUGCCGAGGCUUUGAACUGGAAGCCUUAUCGUUAGUCUCAUAAACACUUAUGCAUGUGCACAUAAAGAAAUCAGUAAACUGACACAACAUAUUGUAUCACAGAACUGGCAACAGACUCAGUGUAAAUCCUGCAAUGCCUUACUGAAUUUUAAAUAUACUGAUAGAAUUAGCUCCUUAUUUGCCACUGAAUGUAAUAGGGACACGUUAUGCAUUGCAAUGAUGAAAAUCAAUUUAAACAAUUGCAACUAGAACAAGUAGAUCCUGUUAAAAUAUUUCUACAAUGCAUAUCCACCAUUUAUAUGCUAUAAAUAAAUAAUCUGUAGUUGGGAAUCUUGUCAAAUGUAUUCCCAGGCCAUCAUCUCUUAUGUCUUAAUUUGAGAGAAUUUGCUAGUUAGGUUCUCUAGAAAAUAAAAGUACUUUAUUUAUCAUCUGUCUGUUCUAAAAGCAGUGAGAAUACACUAAAUUGCUGGAUAUACCAGCACUAUAUACCAGCAGUAGGUACCUUAUGUGCUAAGCAGGUGUUAACAAUCAAAAUUAACAUUAAACCCUGUUUCUUUAUUUUUCAUCAUGCCUGCAUUUUCCACUGAAUUAUUUUCUGCAGUAAAACUACACAUCCAAACCUUUAGCUGUACUUUGAUAUUUAUGUUCAUGUUAUCAGACUGGCUGUGAAUGUGUUUUAUUUGUUUUAUGCAAAUAUAUUUUGUUCCUCCAAUGCAAAAUAAUUUGAUUUUGUAUAAUAGUCAGCAGUCAGAAUUUUAGUUUAUGAUUCUGUAAUGUUUGUUGUUGAGUUGUUGCCCUGCACAAAGCAGCCUACUGUGCCUUUUAA